AUGAGCGCCAUUGACCGGAAACUGUGUCAUUCUAGCCAGAGCAAGAUGUGGUCAAAGUUCUGUCAAUCUCUCACCUGCUACGCCAACGGCGAUGCCGAGCCGCCAGCGGGCUGUCUCCUGACCUCUGACCCUUGCUUUUCGCACUGCAACAAUGCAACACUACAGGCACUACGGACGUGCUAUGCGUGGCGAAGUAAUAUGGAUCCCUGA
Bipolaris oryzae ATCC 44560 is the source of this 210-nucleotide messenger RNA. RefSeq lists its product as uncharacterized. The transcript has a single exon. NCBI's taxonomy places the organism in Eukaryota, Fungi, Ascomycota, Dothideomycetes, Pleosporales, Pleosporaceae. The record is from RefSeq and is a predicted model, not a curated record. Bases 1 to 210 code for a protein of 69 amino acids.